CCUACCGUCUUUGAACGAUCUUUGAAUCAGCUUUGAUCGUUUUUUUCGUCUUCUCGAUCUCUCUCCCAUAUCACACAGCUCAAUAUACAAGCACGGGCCAAGACACAGUGGCAAUCGAGAUAGUUUGAUCUACCGGCUUCGUCGGAACGGCGGACCGUACUAAUAUGGUGGACAAGCGAAAGUCGCCAACCAGCGAUUCGGAAGCGAGCGACUCGGGCAGCGACGACGAUCUCGAGGCUACCCCCAGUGGUCCUGGACCUUUGAAAAAGGCUAGGAUCGACGGCCCUCUGAACGGACAUCGGCAGCAAGAUCUCGAUCAGGUCGACGACAGUUCUGACGAAGAUGAAGAUGCUGAUGGCGAAUACGUACACGCCCCAACGAGGGAAUUGAGUGCUUUGCAGUCCGAAAUCAGUGCAGCCGUGGAGGAGGAUCGUAGACAGGUUAGAGAGACGAAUAGAACCAGACGGGGUGCGGGUCAAAACGUCGGAUCGGGAGCCAGCGGAAUUAUCAAACGGAUUUACCUGGAAAACUUCAUGUGCCAUGAGAGGCUUUCGUUCGAUUUUGGGGAGAACAUGAACUUUGUGAUAGGAAACAACGGAAGCGGCAAGUCGGCGGUUUUGACAGCCGUCACGAUAGUCCUGGGAGGAAGGACGAGCAGCACAGGCCGUGGUUCUGGCAUGAACGAUCUGAUUCGAAGUGGGGCUCACAAAGCGGUAAUACGAAUCGUGCUCAAGAACACUGGUCGGAACCCUUAUCGAGCUGACGUGUGGGGGGACGAGAUCACCAUCGAACGUGUUCUCGCCAGGGAAGGCGCGAGUUCGUGGCGAAUCCGCUCAGCCUUGAGCGGCGAGAGGAGCAAACCUCUCUCGACCAAAAAGGAGACGGUGACGGCCAUGACGGAUCAUUUCGAUAUUCAGGUGGAUAAUCCCAUGACAAUUCUCACGCAAGAUAUGAGCAGGGCGUUCUUGGGCUCCAGUGAUGCGCACAAGAAAUACGAGCUAUUCCUCAAGGGGACCUCUUUACAAAAGUUGAUAAACGAUUACAACGCGCUGGAUCAGAAGACCCGUCAGAUCGAUGCCAACCUCGGACGGCAAAAAGACGGGCUGAAGGAUCUACUUCAAGCUUCAGAAAAGUGGAAGAAGCUGCUCGAGCAGAUGCAGAGCGUACAAGCACAAGAGGAGUUGAUCGAAGAGUUGCACAGAGAUCGGGCGUGGGCUCAUGUUAGGGACAAGGCCAAGGAACAUGCGGAGAAGAGCGAGGCUUCAGAAAAGGCUCGCGCCGAGUUCGAACUCGCUCAAAAGCGCUUCGAUGACUUUGCAGGCAGUACUGCCGAUGCGGAUGCACUGAUUGAGGAGACCACCAAGGCGCACAGGGAAUUCCAGGAAUCCAACGGAUCGGUAGCGGAGGACUUGCGCAAGGUCAUCGAGAAUUACAAGCAGGCCAAAACGACGGAAGGGACACAGAGGAGGGCCAUCGCAGACCUAUCAACUUCUCUGGUGGCCAAGGAACGCUCUAUAACCGAGCUCGAGCAAUCGAGAGAUGCGGAAAUCCAGAGGACUGGACACGCCGGCUUUGCGGAGAAGCAGCAGGAGCUACGCAAUAGCAAGACGGAUUUUGAAACGAAGUUGACAACGGUACAGAAGCAAUUACCCUCCCAUGAUCAAAAGAUCCUGGACGCCAAGGCUGCCUACGAUACAGCUCAAUCUGCCCUGAGAAAGUGUAAGGGAGACAAGUCACAGCUGGAAGAAUUCGCUUCCCGCGCUCAAGCUCAGCUCGCGGCGGCCCAAAGAGAGCAGUCUGGGGCGGGUCAGGCUCGAAUCAAUCGUUACGGCCAGAGACUCCAGGCCGUCUACGCCGAGAUCGACAGGGCGAGAUGGGAGGGUGGGAAACCGAUCGGCCCCCUAGGGUUGUACGUCAAGGUCAAGGCGGGUGAAGAGCAGUACAUCAAGGUCAUCGAGUCUGCUCUGGGGAACAAUCUCGUCGCGUGGGCUGUUCGGACCGCAUCCGACCGUACCCAGCUUAUGAACAUCUUCAAAAACUGCAUCGAUCAUCAGCAAACUGUGUUCGAGACAGGAAAGAACGAUCGCAGAGCGUUUCCGCCGAUCCUGACACAUGUCGGUGAGCUUUUCGACUUUUCUCAUGGCGAUCAGAGACACCUCCACAAGACGCUCUUGUCUGUGCUCGAGAUCGAGGACGAGCACGUCGUACGAUUACUGGUCAACGCCGCUACCAUCGAGAAACUUUUCGUAUCUCCAACUCGAAAACAGGCCGAUGAAGCCGCUCGACAAAUGGGUACUAUGCAGACAACCUUCCUGACCGGAGACAUGUUCAGGGUGAACAGCACAGGGGGAGGUGGGCAAUCGAGCGCUCCCUUGAACAAUUGGGCAGGUUCAUCCAUGCUUUCCACCGACCUUAAAGCUGAAAUAGAAGCUCGGGCUGCUGCCGUUCAAGACGCACUCAGCCAGGUCCAGGAAGUCAACGUAGAGCUUCAAAAAUUGGAAGCGGAUCGUCAUGGCAGGGCCGAGGCAGUGGCCAAGGUAGAGAGAGAGAUGCAGCAACUAAGAAAUUGGCAGAGGGAAUACCGCGCCAAGAUCCAGCAGAUAGACCAGCAGCUCUCAGCCGAAGAACCCGUGAGCGUGUCGACGUUUACGGAUGAGAUCGAGCGUAUCCGUCAAGCCCGAGCGCUGGAGGACGAACAGUACCUCUCACUCAAUGAGCAGUUGCAGCUGACCCUAGCACACGCCGAGGAACUCAAGAUUCAAAGAGACCAACUGAAGACUCGACGCGACAACUUCGCGCAGCAGUUGAACGAGCUUGCAAAAGCGGUCGGUGUGGCCAGAACCCAGAAGGACGAUCUUCUCAAAGGGCAAAAGAACCUUGCAUCGGUCCGCACUAAGAAGGCUGAAGUCGCAGCAGCUAAAGCACAAGAGCUACAAGCUGUCGAGGUUGCCCUGGAGGAAUGGACGAGGAAAGCCAGGCUAUAUUGUCCACAAGAACGGAACCCGACCGAAAGUAUCGAGAGGCUCAAGAUGAGGAUAGCUGCUGCCGAGAAAACUAGGGACAAGGGGAAUGCAAACUUCAAGUAUCCCUUGGAAGUCGUCACCGUAAACUUCAACGAAGCUGCUGGGAAAUACGCGCAAGCUAAGAGUAUUGUCCGAGAAGCGACAGCUGCAGUACAGCGCCUGAACUCGACCGUGAAUGACCGUAAGAGAGACUGGACCGCCCUACGAGCCGACGUCACCAUGCGGACAAGAGAUGGCUUUUCGGAUUACCUCCAAGUCCGCGGCUUCUCUGGCAACUUGAUCAUCGAUCAUACCCAUUCGACUCUAGACAUGAAGGUCGACACGGAUCUCUCUACUCAAUCGAAGCAUAGCAAGGAGAAGGAUACUCGCUCUUUAUCGGGUGGCGAGACAUCUUUCACCACACUAUGUCUGAUCCUGGCUAUCUGGUACAACGUCAAGAGUCCGCUUCGAUGCCUUGACGAGUUUGAUGUUUACAUGGAUGCGGAGAAUAGGAAAUUGGCCAUGUCGCUGUUGGUGCGAGUCGCGACGGGCGUCGAUGUCUCUGCCGGAAAACAGCUGUCGAAUGGCGGCGACGUAGUAGGCAAGCAUGGUGAUGAGCGUCAAUACAUCCUGAUCUCCCCGCAGGAAAUGUCUGGGGCUAAACUGCCGCCUACAGUCAAAGUUUUGCGUAUGCCGGAUCCCGAGCGAGGCCAAACCAGGUUGACCACCACUUCUACCUGAACGCCAUGUCGCCUGGAAUUUCUGAUCAAAUCCCCUCAGAUCGCGCCUGACAUGAAGUUGUAAGAUCAUAACGUUGAUCACCUGUACAUGUGUACAUCAGUAGCAUCACACAAUACCUCAAAUGUGCUUGAUCGUGA
Messenger RNA from Filobasidium floriforme, 3880 nucleotides. Its product is annotated as P-loop containing nucleoside triphosphate hydrolase protein. Gene Ontology annotation, biological process: double-strand break repair via homologous recombination. The coding region runs from base 165 to 3743 and encodes 1192 amino acids. The record is from RefSeq and is a predicted model, not a curated record. Gene Ontology annotation, cellular component: site of double-strand break; nucleus; Smc5-Smc6 complex. Gene Ontology annotation, molecular function: damaged DNA binding; single-stranded DNA binding. Lineage: Eukaryota; Fungi; Basidiomycota; Tremellomycetes; Filobasidiales; Filobasidiaceae. The transcript is spliced from 23 exons.